GAGCGUGUCAUCAACGAAGAAUAUAAAAUCUGGAAGAAGAAUACACCGUUUCUGUAUGACCUGGUUAUGACCCAUGCUCUUCAGUGGCCCAGUCUUACCGUUCAGUGGCUUCCUGAAGUGACUAAACCAGAAGGAAAGGAUUAUGCCCUUCAUUGGCUAGUGCUGGGCACUCAUACAUCUGACGAGCAGAAUCAUCUGGUGGUUGCUCGAGUUCAUAUUCCCAAUGAUGAUGCACAGUUUGAUGCUUCCCAUUGUGACAGUGACAAGGGAGAAUUUGGUGGCUUUGGUUCCGUAACAGGAAAAAUUGAAUGUGAAAUUAAAAUUAAUCAUGAAGGAGAAGUAAACCGUGCUCGUUAUAUGCCACAGAAUCCUCACAUCAUUGCCACAAAAACACCAUCUUCUGAUGUUUUGGUUUUUGACUAUACAAAACACCCUGCUAAACCAGAUCCAAGUGGAGAAUGUAAUCCUGAUCUUAGAUUGAGAGGUCACCAAAAGGAAGGCUAUGGUCUUUCCUGGAAUUCUAAUUUGAGUGGACAUCUCCUGAGUGCAUCUGAUGACCAUACUGUCUGCCUGUGGGAUAUAAAUGCAGGACCAAAGGAAGGCAAAAUUGUGGAUGCUAAAGCAAUCUUUACUGGCCACUCAGCUGUUGUAGAGGAUGUGGCCUGGCAUCUGCUGCAUGAGUCCUUGUUUGGAUCUGUUGCUGAUGAUCAGAAACUUAUGAUAUGGGACACCAGAUCCAAUACCACUUCUAAGCCAAGUCAUUUGGUGGAUGCACACACUGCUGAGGUCAACUGCCUCUCAUUCAAUCCCUACAGCGAGUUCAUUCUAGCAACUGGCUCUGCAGAUAAGACUGUUGCUUUAUGGGAUCUGCGCAAUCUAAAACUAAAACUCCAUACUUUUGAAUCGCAUAAGGAUGAAAUUUUCCAGGUUCACUGGUCUCCACAUAAUGAAACUAUUCUGGCUUCAAGUGGUACUGAUCGCCGCCUGAAUGUGUGGGAUUUAAGUAAAAUUGGAGAAGAACAGUCAGCAGAAGAUGCAGAAGAUGGGCCUCCAGAACUCCUGUUUAUUCAUGGAGGACACACUGCCAAGAUCUCAGACUUCAGUUGGAACCCCAAUGAGCCUUGGGUCAUUUGCUCAGUGUCUGAAGAUAACAUCAUGCAGAUAUGGCAGAUGGCUGAAAAUAUUUACAAUGAUGAAGAGUCAGAUGUCACGACAUCGGAACUGGAGGGACAAGGAUCUUAAACCCAAAG
This is a messenger RNA of Cricetulus griseus (Chinese hamster), 1250 nucleotides long. NCBI's taxonomy places the organism in Eukaryota, Metazoa, Chordata, Mammalia, Rodentia, Cricetidae. The record is from RefSeq and is a predicted model, not a curated record.